Molecule: messenger RNA, 5125 nt
Organism: Pangasianodon hypophthalmus (striped catfish)
Lineage: Eukaryota; Metazoa; Chordata; Actinopteri; Siluriformes; Pangasiidae
Product: complement C3
Exons: 41
Coding region: 87-5012 (1641 amino acids)
Cellular component (GO): extracellular region
Molecular function (GO): protein binding; endopeptidase inhibitor activity
Source: RefSeq, a predicted model, not a curated record
AGAGAGGAGAGUUGUUUCCAAACAGUUGGAGGGCUGCGUCUUGCUAACACACACUUUCUCAGACUGAGCCAGGACCAGCAGGCAGGAUGCAUGUAGACGUGGUGUGGCUGACAGCUACGUUUCUCUCCUUCCCCCUGCUCACACUAUGUGACCCACUGUACAUCAUGUCAGCUCCCCAGAUCCUGCGAGUGGGAACAGAAGAGCAGGUGUUUGUGGAGGUACAAGACUACCAGGGCACAGACCCUUUAGACGUCCAUAUCACAGUAAUGAACUUCCCUAGUAAACACACAGACCUUGGCAAUAAUCGUGUCACACUAGAGCCAAACAACAACUAUCAAGCUCUUGUUCCUAUAAAGAUUUCCUUAAAUGAUCAAGUUUUUAAUGUGGACUCCGAGGAACAGCAGUAUGUUUAUCUGAAAGCAACUUGGAAUAAUGUUUUCCUGGAGAAAAUUGUUAUGGUCUCAUUUCAGUCAGGGUAUUUGUUUAUUCAGACUGAUAAGACAAUAUAUACUCCAGAUUCUACUGUAAAAUACAGAAUAUUUGCUGUGAACUCUAAAAUAAAUCCUGUGGAAAAUACUGUGAUUGUGAAAAUAGUGACUCCAGAAGGGAUCACUGUUGAGCAAAAACAGCUUACUGUAAAAAAGGGAGUAUUAAGUGAUGAAUUUAAACUGGGAAAUCCCAUCAGCAAUGGAUUCUGGAAAAUAGCAGUAAACCUUAAGGAAAAUCCUAAUAAGAAUUUCACAGCAGAGUUUGAAGUCAAAGAAUACAGGCUGCCCAGUUUUGAAGUGAAUCUCAUACCUGAGAAAUCUUUCUACUAUGUUGAUGAUGAAAAGUUUUCUGUCAAAAUCAAGGCAAAGUAUCUGUUUGGCGAAACCGUCGAAGGUAGUGCUUUUGUUGUGUUUGGUGUGUUCAAAGGAGAUGAAAAAAUAAGCAUACGGGGCUCCUUGAACAGGGUUGAUAUCACUAAAGGAGAAGGUACAGCAGAGCUAACCAGAGAACAGAUCCUUCAAACCUUUCCAGACAUACUUAAACUCAUCGGGGAAACACUAUACAUAUCUGUCAGUGUGCUUACUGACACUGGCAGUGAAAUGGUGGAAGCUGAGAGGAGGGGUAUUCAUAUAGUGACAUCACCUUACACCAUCCACUUCACCAGAACCCCCAAUUAUUUCAAACCUGGAAUGCCUUUUAGCUUCAUGGUGUAUGUAGUGAACCCUGAUGGGACACCAGCAAAACAUGUUGAAUUGGAGUUGACUUCUGAAAAUGUCAGAGGACGGACUAUGGAGAAUGGCAUGGCCAUGUUCACCAUAAACACCUUGCAAACACAGCGUGAGCUAAAGAUCACAGUAAAGACAAAUGAUGAGAAACUUAACACCAGGAAGGAAAGCCAAGCGGUUAACACGUUGACAGUCCAUGCCUAUGCUUCUGCGUCUGGCUCCCAAAACUACCUGCACAUUGGCUUACCUACUGAAGAGUUGAAGAUUGGAAAUCAGUUCUAUGUCUCAAUGAAUAUACAUACUCCUACUGCACCUAAUAACCACGAUAUUACUUAUAUGAUCAUAAGUAAAGGGCAGAUUAUGAGCACCUCAAAGCUGAAGAGAGUUGGUAGUCCUGUGAUGAAAAUAACUCUGACUGUCACCAAAGAUAUGCUUCCUUCAUUUCGAUUGGUGGCGUAUUACCACCUAGGAGUCUCUGAGGUUGUUUCUGACUCCAUCUGGGUUGACGUGAAGGACACAUGCAUUGGAACGCUUCAAGUGGAACUACAUGAUGCUAAACCAGUAUAUGCACCUGCUGAUUCAAUUCAAUUAAAAAUUACUGGGACUCCAAAGACAAAUGUUUUUCUGGUAGCUGUGGAUAAGGGUGUCUACAUCCUCAACAACAAAAACAGACUCACUCAGACCAAGAUCUGGGACGUUAUUGAGAAGCAAGACAUUGGCUGUACAGCUGGCAGUGGUAAAGACAGUAUGGGGGUUUUCUAUGAUGCAGGUCUGCUGUUCAUAUCAAAUGCUGCAGAAAGCACUGCUGAGCGAAGAGACACCUCCUGCACACCUGAUCCAAAAAGAAAGCGGCGUGCCAUCACCAAAUCACAAAUCAUAAACAAAUUGGUAAGUGAGUAUAAUGACACACUGAAGCAGUGUUGCAGGGAUGGAAUGGUGGACAACUUUCUAGGUUACACCUGUGAGCGAAGAUCCGAGUAUAUUGAGGAUGGAGCUGAAUGUCGCCAAGCCUUCCUGCAUUGUUGCCAGAAACUUGCUGAUUUAAGAAAAGAAGCUGUACAGGGGGAGCUGCACUUUGCCAGAAGUGAAGAAUCAGAGGUAAAUGAACUGUCUGAUGACAUUAUAUCACGCUCAUACUUCCCUGAGAGCUGGAUGUGGGAUAAAGAAGAGAUUUCCGAGUGUAAAGAAAAGGAGAAUUGUGAAAAGAUCACCUCUCAUAACCUACCAGAAUCCAUCACCACCUGGGUGAUCACUGCUGUCAGCAUUUCAGCUGAUUAUGGUAUUUGUGUGGCAGAUCCAUAUGAGGUGAUAGUUAAGAAGAACUUCUUUGUUGAUCUGAAAUUGCCUUACUCUGCAGUAGUCAACGAGCAAAUAGAAAUCAAAGCGGUUAUCCAUAACUUAGACAACACUAAACUGAAAAAGGUUUAUGUGGAGUUGAAGGAGAAUGAGGAGAUAUGUAGCAUGGCCAGCUUUCAGCAAAAGUAUCGCACAACUGUCAGCAUUGAUGCCAAAUCGUCCCGUGCUGUCUCUUUUGUCAUCAUUCCUUUGAAGGCAGGACAAUUUGAAAUUGAGGUGAAGGCCUUGGACUUGGCAUCACUAAGGACAGAUGGUGUGCAGAAAAAGUUUACUGUAGUGACUCAGGGUGUUUUGACGUCUACAGGAGAGGUCACUUUACUAUUAGAGCCUGAAAAGCAUGGAGGACAGCAAAGAUCAGAAUUUAAGAGGCCGUUCCUGAACAACCAAAUGCCAGACACAGACGCUCACACAUACAUAGCUGUUAGAGGCAGGCCAUUAUCACAGUUUAUUAAUGAAGCCAUCAGCGGUAAAGGUCUAGAAAGUCUCAUUCAAGCGCCAUCUGGCUGUGGAGAACAAAACCUGAUGGCCAUGGUCCUGCCUGUCCUCGCAACACAUUACCUGGACAAAACCAAGAAGUGGAGUGAUGUGGGGGUGGAUAAACGCACCGAAGCUCUCAGGCACAUCACUACAGGCUAUGUGACGGAGCUCAACUAUCUUACUGUAAAUAAUUCGUUUGCUGUUUGGAGCUAUUCUAAAGGCAGCACAUGGCUAACUGCGUAUGUGGUGAAAAUGUUCAGUCUGGCGAAUGAAUUGAUCUACAUAGAAAACCGUGUAAUCUGUGAUGCCAUCAACUGGCUGAUCACAAGCACACAGAAUUCUGAUGGCAUGUUUUUUGAAGUGACAUACAUUUACUCCAGCUCUAUGGGCGGCAAAAAUUCCGGUCUGACCAUGACGGCUUUUGUAUUGAUCGCGUUACAGGAGGGAAGCAAAAUUUGUGAUGUUCCUAAUCUUUCAUAUCACAUAAGGAUGGCAGCAAGUUAUAUUACAAACAACAUUGCUUCUGCAACUGACCCAUAUGCCGUGGCCAUGGCAUCCUGUGCUCUUGCAAAUGCUGGCCAGUUGGAUUCUGACCUUCUGUUCAAAUUUGCUUCACCUGAUCGGAGCCACUGGCCAGUGAGCGAAAGUCAUUCUUUUACACUGGAGGCAACUGGCUAUGCUCUCCUGGCACUUCUUGAGGCUCGUGAUUUUGAGCGUGCCAAACCCAUUGUAAGAUGGCUGAAGACAAACCAAAGGUUUGACGGUGGAUACCGCUCCACCCAGGCUACUGCUGUGGUGUUUGAGGCUAUAGCUAGGUACGUGACUGAGAAACCUCCAACCAAGGAGGGAUCUUUGACUGUCGUUGUCAGUUCUACCGCAAGAGGGACAGAGUUUAAAGGCUCAUUCUCCAAUAAUGAAAAAAGUCUACAGCGCUCAGACAAGUUCAUGGCAAAUGGAGACCUAACAGUAAAAGCAACUGGGAAAGGUGAAGGCUCCAUAUCAAUUGUCACCCUGUAUUAUACCAAACCUGGUGAAAAUGAUACAAAGUGUAAAAAGUUUGAUCUGGAGGUAAAAAUGAUCAGAAACAGCACUGUUUCCUAUCCACAAGCACUUGUGACUUACACGAUUUUCAUAGAGACCAUGUUCCUGGAUGAAACAAGAGAGGCUGCUAUGACAAUCCUUGAUAUCAGCAUGCUGACAGGUUUUAUAGCAGAUACAACUGACCUGGAAAAGUUGAUGGGAAAAGACAGGUACAUUCAUAAGUUUGAGAUAGACAAACAGCUUUCAGAGCGAGGAUCCCUCAUCAUCUACCUGAAAAAGGUCUCAAAUAAGUUUAAAGAAAGAAUUGCUUUCAGAGUUCAUAUGAUGUUACACGUCGGUGUCCCUCAACCAGCGGCAGUAACUGUGUAUGAAUAUUACAGCAAAGAGAACCAAUGUGUGAAGUUUUAUGACCCGCACAUGGAGCAGUCCAGUGGCUCAAUCCGCAUCCUCUGCCCUAAAGAAGUGUGCAGCUGUGCUGAGGCAAACUGCCCUCGGCUGAAGAAGUCUCCGGUUCCAAAGGAAGCAGAUCGCAGUAAAGAAGCCUGCCACAACAAGGACUUCAUUUACCAGGCAACUCUGGAAUUGGUGACAAGAUCAGGCUCAACAGACAGCUACACUUUCACCAUAAUAAGAGUUAUUAAAGAGGGGACUGAUAGGAAUGUGCUGAAUGACGUUAGAGAAUUUUAUGCUCAUAUAGCCUGCAGAGACAAGCUUGGUUUGGAGGAAGGCAAGGACUACCUCAUCAUGGGCCCUGAGCCAAAACUGAUUAGAGAAGAAUACCGCUACACGCUUGGAACGAGCACUUGGUUGGAAUACUGGCCCACGCAGGGGGAAAGUCAGGAGAACAAGGACAACAACAAGGAGAGAUACAUCGGCCUGCGCAGUCUGGCCAACCUGUUAGAGCAGUUUGGAUGCACAACUUAAACUUCUUAACAACAUGAACAUGUGCAUGAAGCUCGUAUCACGGCUUAAACCACUGAUUACCAGCUGCAACCUAAUUGACAUCUGUUUUUUCAAAUAAUAAUGAUAAUAAUAUU